Messenger RNA from Eremothecium gossypii ATCC 10895, 3864 nucleotides. RefSeq names its product putative ubiquitin-specific protease UBP12 (gene UBP12). The record is from RefSeq and is marked provisional. NCBI's taxonomy places the organism in Eukaryota, Fungi, Ascomycota, Saccharomycetes, Saccharomycetales, Saccharomycetaceae. The transcript has a single exon. The coding region runs from base 1 to 3864 and encodes 1287 amino acids. Gene Ontology annotation, molecular function: cysteine-type deubiquitinase activity. Gene Ontology annotation, biological process: protein deubiquitination.
AUGAGUAUGGAAAAUACGACAGAGGAGGUAGAACCACGUGAACAAGCUGUGCAGGCAGCAGAAUUCGAGGGUGUCGAGGUUGCCGAUCAAUGGGAGCGGCCGAUAGAGGAGGGAGCGCUAAUAGAGGCCGGAGCGGACAACGGGGAGUUGGCAGAAGACAGUGCGAGCAGGGCGGGGCGGUUUACAGAGGGGCGGUUUGCAGAAGUGUCUGAUGAGAGCGAUUCGAUGUUGGUGGAUGCAAUCCCUAGCCUGGAAGAGCAGCGUGCAAUUGUGAACCGGUUGUGGGAGGGUUUUGUAAAGGAGAGCAGCGAGGGAGAUAAGAUGUACAUUGUCCCAAACAGUUGGCUGAGCACAUUUUUCGACCAGGAACAGACAGACUACACAGUGCUAGGGCAGCUCGACAUCAAGUCAAUCGUAGUGGACCAGGAAAACCUAAUUCUCGUGCCCUACGAAACCUGUCCAUAUACUGCGGUCCCAGAACCUGUGUUUGCGCAGUGGUAUGAAUGGUACGGGUUAGCAGAAGGUUCUUCGCCUCUUUGCACGUAUCUUGUCGAGAACACGCAAGGGCAGCUAGCUGUAGAAUACGACAGGCCUAAAUUCCGUCUCCACCAUCUUUCGUUGCAUGAGGAGUCCCAUGGUUACCACCAUUAUGGACCACAGAGUCCCAUAUUAUUCACAAUGUCGCGAUUGCACACCGUAGGCGAUAUGGUGUCCCAUGCGAUUGAAUUAUUUUGCAGGCGCGAGAAUCAAGCCAAUGUGAACGAUGUUUCUUUCCGGACCUGGUAUGUUGGGGAUUCGAACACAGGUCCGGGUGAGCACAGCGAAUACCUUGCUGCCAACUACAAGUUUACUCCCUCUGCCUUCAUUGAAAUACCUUCCAAGUACCUAUUCAAAAAAGACCAGUUUUCUCGCGCAAUAAAAAGCUUUGAUGUGCAUUCCUUUGACCUCGUAAUUGAGGUCAAGCAACAUGGGAAAGAUCAGCAUUGGCCCUCCAACUUUUAUGUUUACAACCAGCUUUUAUCAUCGAAGGGGACAAUCGGUCUGUCGAACUUGGGAAACACCUGUUAUAUGAACUCUGCAUUGCAAUGCCUUUUACAUAUUCCAGAAUUCAAGGAUUACUUUUUGUACAAUGGCUAUGAGAAAGAAGUUAAUAUUGAAAAUCCAUUGGGUCAUAAGGGCCAUAUAGCAUGGGCAUUUGCUUCCAUGGUACAAGCACUUUUUGGGAAGCGACACUCUGCUGCUACCAGCUACUCCCCCCGUAACUUCAAAAACACCAUUGGUCAUCUCAAUUCAAUGUUCUCUGGUUAUCAGCAGCAAGACUCACAGGAAUUCUUAGCCUUUUUGCUAGAUGGUCUACAUGAAGACCUCAAUAGGAUUAUAGAAAAGCCAUAUGUUGAAAAGCCUGAAUUGACAUCAACUGAUGAUACCGCCGAAUUCAAGGUUAUAAAAAAGUUAGCAGAUGACACAUGGGGAAAACAUAAACUCCGGAAUGACUCCGUGAUAACAGAUUUGUUUGUGGGUCUAUACAAGUCCACAUUGAUUUGUCCUGUCUGCAAAAAGACAUCUGUUACAUUUGAUCCGUAUAACGACUUAACAUUGCCGUUACCGGUGAACAGCACGUGGUCAAACAAAGUCCUUAUCUUCCCACACAACUCUCAUCCAUACUCGCUUGAAGUGGAAUUAAAGAAAACGGAUACAUAUCAGCAACUAAAAGAAUACGUUGCAAAAUGUGCCAAUGUCGACCCUGCCAAUUUAUUUGGUGCUGAGGUUUUUAACCAUCAGUUUUACAAUAAUUAUGAAGCACCCAAUUCAGAAUCCCAGUACCUACCAAUCCAUGAGCUGAUAGGCGAUAGUGAUGUGGUGGUUUUUUAUGAGAUACCGCGUAGCGAGGACAGUAUCCUAAUACCUGUCAUGAAUACUAUUAUAGAAGCAGGAUUCAAAUCUGCAAAACUCUGUGGAUAUCCUUUUUUUAUUUCCUUAACGAAAAAAGAACAGUCCCAUUAUGGUAUCAUACUGGAGAAGCUUGAAAACGCCUUCCUCAAUCUGUCUGGUGGAUUCACUGAAUUCCCAAUAAUUUCACGCAAAAUAUCGGAUCUUACAUUAGAAUCUCUGCCCUUACUCUCAGAAAAGAUUGCUAAUCCACCUACAAAAGAGUUGGCCGCUCAUCUAUCAUACAUUAAUCCUGAUGAAACCCCCAACAGGAUGUUCGAUGUGAAGCUAUACAACGGUUCAGGGAAUCAAUACAAUUCUAACGAUAAUACCGCGGACGAACCUGUACGGAUAAAGGAAGUAUGGACUCCCGAACCUCAUGUCACUUUUAGCAAAGUUUCGGACAUUACCGAAAGACUAAACCCCAUCGUCAAAGAUGCAUAUUUUUAUGCUGAACUGGCCAGCGCUCAUGAGCAACAGCAGUCGGCCAUUACUCUGCCUGAUAGCGGAGAUAUACUGGAUGAUACCGGGUUAAAUCUUCUGACCACCUCAACUCAGGAAGCUGGCUGUGUACAGCUGUCUUCUCCUAAUCCCGAAUCUGCUCAACUAUCGGAACUUGGUCCAACAAAAACAGAUAGUGUUGAAGCUAUGCAUUUACCGUUACCAUCUGACUCGGAUAUGGAUAUUGAGGUAUACAGUGAACUUGACAUGAAUAAGCAAACCCUUUCCAAGGAUCCUUCUCAAGCGCCGCUUACACAAUCCGCAUCUGCUUAUAGUGGUCCGGCGCCAUUAUUAGUCGACUUUCAGAAUGCACUAAUAUGCGAAUGGAAGUCUGAAAAGUACGAAGAGGUGUUCCACUCUUCUGUACCUUACUCUUGGGAACGGCCUGAUACCUUGAGAAAUGAGGAAUUAGAAGUUAUCCGGGAGAAGCGCAGAGCUAGCGGAGAGAAGAAGAUAACACUACACGAUUGUCUGACUCUCUUUUCCACACCAGAAGUACUAGGUGCUACUGACUCGUGGUUUUGUCCAAACUGUAAAGAACAUCGGCAGGCUACAAAACAGAUUGAACUAUGGAAUGCACCUGAUAUUCUUUUGAUUCACUUGAAGCGGUUUGAGAAUCAGAGAUCCUUUAGUGAUAAAAUCGCUGACACCGUUCACUUCCCAAUUACAGACCUUGAUAUGACCCCAUACCUCGUCUACAAAAACGAGGAUAAAGGAGAUAUUUAUGACUUAAUUGCAGUGGAUAAUCACUAUGGUGGCCUCGGGGGAGGCCACUACACAGCAUACGUUAAAAACAUAGAUGGUAAAUGGUAUUAUUUUGAUGAUUCCCGUGUCAGCGAGACCUUGCCAGAGAGAAGCAUAGCAGGUUCAGCCUAUUUGUUGUUCUACAGGAGGCGAGUGGAAUCUGGCUACUUAGGUACUGAGAGGUUAUCCCAGAUAAUUCUUGAAUCUAGACAAAAGCAUGAGCAAGUGUUAAAAAAGUUUAGCGAAGCUGUCAUUGAUCUGUAUUCUGAGAGCAAGUCCGACGAUGAAGAAGAAGAGGAGAAGAAUGAGGAGAAGAAUAGAGAGAACAGCUUUUUGAUGCCUUCAAGAGAAGAUGAAACGAAUGCUGGACAACAGGAAGAACCUUCUCAGCUUGAGACGGAAAGUUCGGUACCACAACCGGACAAGAAAGGAGCAUAUCCACUUAAAGGUAUGGUCAGCCCGCAUAGUGAAUACAGCAUUGCUAGUCUUGAAGUAGGAGAUGGCGAAAAAAUAGACGAAAGUGGAGAUAUUGAUCAUAAUAAUAGCCGGAGGAAACUCCGCCUAUUGCAGAAGACAUACAAUUCGCAUUCGUCUGAUGUAGCCACCUCUGGGUCGAGUUCCUCCUCCUCAACAGGCGCCGUAGUGGAGGAAAUUCAAGAGGCAGAAAAUAUAGAUCAUAAGAGGAACUAA